CUCAGAAGAAGAAAAGGCAGCGCUAGCGCUACAGGGAAGGAGCGAAGGAGGGCAGAUGUUUGUGACGAGGCCGCGAGUUUUUCUUUUACACUAAAUAUCUUUUUGAAUUUUUCAUCGUUGUUUUAACCGACUACGACCAGGACUACAGGCGAUUCGCUGCUGCAUUUUCUCCGUGGACCUGUGACCUUGAAACGUCGUUUCGACCACUGAACACGGAUCAUCAUGGCUGACGAUUUCGAUGUUGAGGCCAUGCUGGAGGCUCCAUACAGGAAGGAUGAGACCAAGUCCUCUCAUGCAAACGGUCACGAAGACCAGAUCAAGAAGAAAAGGAGGAGUCGAAGCAGGAGUCGGAGCCCAGGCUCAAAGAAGAAAAGAAGCAGAAGUAGAGAACGGAAAAAGGGCAAGAAGAGGAGUCGGAGCCGGGAAAGAAAACCGAGCCGCAACAAAGAGCACCACCGCAGUCGCUCCCGCAGUAGGGAACGUUCUGGCCGCUACAAAGCAAAGAAGAGCCCAGUUCGGAAACGUUCCAAAAGCCGAAGCCCCGUCAAAAAAGAAAAGAGUCCUGUCAGGCAACCAAUUGACAAUCUGACCCCAGAGGAGAGGGACGCCCGCACCGUCUUCUGUAUGCAGCUGGCUGCUAGAAUCAGAGCCCGAGACCUGGAGGACUUCUUUUCUGCUGUUGGAAAGGUCAGAGAUGUGAGAAUCAUCUCAGACAGAAACUCCAGGAGGUCAAAGGGCAUCGCAUACAUUGAGUUUGUGGACUCCUCCUCCGUGCCCCUGGCCAUCGGUCUCACAGGGCAGAGGCUUUUAGGAGUUCCUAUCAUCGUACAAGCUUCUCAGGCUGAGAAAAACCGAGCGGCUGCUGCUGCUAAUAAUUUACAGAAGGGCAGUUUGGGUCCGAUGCGACUCUACGUUGGUUCCCUGCAUUUUAACAUCACAGAGGAAAUGCUUCGUGGGAUCUUUGAGCCGUUUGGAAAGAUCGAGGGAAUCCAACUGAUGAUGGACAGCGAGACCGGACGUUCCAAAGGCUACGGCUUCAUAUCGUUUGCAGACGCAGAAUGUGCAAAAAAGGCGCUGGAGCAGCUGAACGGCUUUGAGCUGGCUGGACGUCCCAUGAAGGUGGGCCACGUGACGGAGCGCUCCGACUCGUCCACGGCCAGUUCCUUUUUAGACAACGAUGAACUGGAGAGGACCGGCAUUGACCUUGGGACCACCGGACGUUUACAGCUAAUGGCUCGACUAGCUGAAGGAACUGGUCUGAAGAUUCCUCCUGCUGCUCAGCAGGCUCUUCAGAUGACCGGGGCCAUACCUUUUGGGGGCAUGGGUUCUCCAGCAGUUCCGACUCCAGCUCCAAAUCAGGCUUUGAACCUUCCAUCACAGCCACUGGCGACACACUGCCUCCAGCUGUCCAACCUCUUCAACCCACAAGCUGAAAACGACCCCAGCUGGGCCACAGAGAUCCAGGAUGAUGUCAUCGAAGAGUGCAACAAACACGGAGGAGUCGUUCACAUUUAUGUGGACAAGAAUUCAACACAAGGUAAUGUGUACGUCAAGUGUCCAUCCAUACCAGCAGCUAUGGCUACAGUGAAUGCUCUUCACGGACGCUGGUUUGCAGGUAAAAUGAUCACUGCUGCCUACGUCCCCCUGCCCACCUACCACAACCUUUUCCCUGAUUCUGUCACAGCCAAGCAGCUUCUCAUGCCGGCCCGUCGAUAGUGUGACGACGAUGGGAGGAGGUGUAAAUACAUUUUUUAAUUCAUGCAGCAGUUACUGUUAAAGAUGCAUUGACAUUUGUUGGCUGUUUGUAACGAAAGCCUCAACCUCAACAUGGAAGUUCAGCAGAAUUAAUAAGCAGGGUUUUUGUUUUUCUGUUUGUGUUUUGUUUCAGUUUCAGACUUUGUAGGUUUGUGUUAAACUGUCGCUCAGACGAACUCAAGUAUCUGUUGGUCGGUCGGUCGGUCGGUCGGUAUAUGACGGUCUGUCUGCUGCUUUUAAGUCUGUGUUGGAUUUAAAAUGGCAGAGUGUUGGGUUAAAGGACUGAGAAGCCAAACCAACGUUUAUGUCUGUUAUCCUUUGUACCUUUUUACAGCUAGAACUUCAUUUUUGUAAGAAGGUUCCAAUAAACUUUGACAAAUUGACUUUUCACUUCACAUUUGUCUCACAUGUUUAAAUAAAAGCUUUGAUUUAAAGAGUG
This is a messenger RNA of Cynoglossus semilaevis (tongue sole), 2194 nucleotides long. It is a transcript of the gene rbm39b, whose product is annotated as RNA binding motif protein 39b. Bases 223 to 1716 code for a protein of 497 amino acids. The transcript has 15 exons. NCBI's taxonomy places the organism in Eukaryota, Metazoa, Chordata, Actinopteri, Pleuronectiformes, Cynoglossidae. Gene Ontology annotation, biological process: mRNA processing. The record is from RefSeq and is a predicted model, not a curated record. Gene Ontology annotation, molecular function: RNA binding. Gene Ontology annotation, cellular component: nucleus.